UUAUCACUUAUGUUACCCUUGACGUAAUAAUUGAAUUAUUUCCCAGCAUUAUCAUCUCCGUUCUCUCACUAUUGCUGUCGCGAUUAUUGUUUUUAUUAUUAUUGUCAAAAUAAACGAAUGAUCGUCAUAUGGCAGUAUGUUAUGUUCCUCUAUGGUGUACGAUGAUUCCGUAUUUGUUAGCUUAUUUUGUGCUUAUUUCUAUUUUCAUGACAUCCCAGAUGUGUGUGUUUUUGCUUUAGAUAAAAUGUAUUCAAUUGAUAUCAUGUGUGUUACAAAUAAUGCAGUGAUUGCGAAAUCAACGAUAGGCAACGUAACUAGCGCACUCAAAUAAUUAAGUUGGAAUUAAGCUACCAUAUAAGGAUUAAAUUAUUUUUAAAAUCAGAAGGAUGUAAAUAAUAAUACAAAAAAAAAAUACUUUAAAAAAAAUCAUAGAAAAGAUAAACCCCUUUGUAUCCGUACCUGUUCUUAUCAUCAUAACAACGAGUGCAUUCUUACGAUAACUUCUGCGUUUGAGACGAGAGUGAAAAUGAGCUCCAGACAUUUCCUAUAACAUUGGCAGGCGAUUUCUCCAACUCUUCAUUUCCCCCCGUUAGUAUUCCGUCACAAGAUCCGGAGGGCGAAGGCUUGGACGUGCGAGCAACAUAGGGUGAGUCUGCAAUAGAGGAAUCUCGGCUGUUAAAUGCAACAUUGUUGUUGCCAGAGAAGGCUGCAGGAUCUCCACCCACAGAGGAGGAACAACUCUCUAAUGGUCACAUUGCUGCACCAUCAUGGAGUCGAAGAGCAUCCUGGCAGAAGCAGACUCGACCUCCAUGCUAGCCCUCCCUCAGUCCAAUCCACAGUCAAGUGUGUCACAGACCUCACCAGCACUCUUGUCACCUGCACAUUCCCCUGCGAAUUUGUCACCAGCACAGUCUCCUUCUCAUUCUCCAUCUGCGAUACCUGUCUCAGGAUCUUCACCCACAGUUUUGUCACCUUCAGAGAGUCUUAGUGACCCUUCACAGCCAUCUACAUUACAACCUUCCUCAUUGUCUUCAUCAGUCAUUUCACCACCUGAGCAACCAUCUCCGGGGAGCAUCUGGGCAGAAUCAGUAUCUUUAUUACCAUAUGUACCAUUAUCACUGUCAUCUCCAAAUGAGCCACAGCCUCCAGCAACACAGUCAAAUAUAUCAUCUAGUAUAUCAUCAACCACCCCAGCCAAUCCACAGUCUCCCUUGGCUGUCUCAGUGGACCAAGACUCCUUUUACCUGAAUGCGCCACAUCCUGUAAAGUCAUGGCGCUAUGAUCCUCUAGCAUCCCCGGAUUGGGAUUGUGCAGGACCACCCGGAUUUCUUUGUGCUGGACGAGUUAAAAAAGACCUGAGCAGUAUCUACAGUGAGCCACUUCCGGGAAUUUUUGUUGUACCUGAUGAACAAAACCUCUUUAAAGUCAAUUGCCUCAUUAUUGGGCCAUUUGAUACACCAUAUGAAGGUGGAUUCUUCCACUUCCUCGUCCGUUUUGGUCCUCAGUAUCCUCUCCAUCCACCAAGAGUACGACUGCUGACAACAGGGGGUGAUACAGUCAGAUUUAACCCAAAUUUAUACAAGAAUGGCAAAGUUUGCUUAAGUAUUCUAGGAACGUGGGCUGGUCCAGCAUGGAGUCCAGCAUCCAACCUCUCCAGUGUCCUUUUGUCAUUACAAAGCCUGAUGAAUGAGAACCCUUAUCACAAUGAACCUGGAUUUGAAAAGGAGCGUAAGGCAGGAGACAGUGAGCGUUAUAACACCAUCAUAAUGCAUGAAACGAUUAGAGUUGCUGUUAUACAACAGUUUGAGGGUGUUAACAUGGUGCCAGCAGAUCUCAUGAGAGUUAUGGAAGCUUCAUUUCUGGAGUAUUAUGAUCAUUAUGUUGAAAUUUGUGAAAAAAAUAUGCAUCUAGAUGGACAAACCAUGGUGGAUCCCUUCCGGGAAUGGCGGGGCCACUUCCAGUAUGCAACCCUUCUGAAGAAUCUCAAGAGACUAAAAGUCAAAAUUGAGGCGAAGGUAGACAGUGAAGUACCUGAAAACCCCAUAACAGCAGAGAGUGAUGAUGUAUCUAGUAUAUCAGAAGGUGAGGACGAGUUACUUUUGUAUGAAGAGGAGUCUUCACCUGAGCUAGAAGGGGUGGAUUGAAGCUAGUAUUGUGAGUAAAGACAGGUCAGGUGCUAGCCAUGAAUGUUUAUGAAAAAUUAUUACAUUGUAUGUUACAAAAGAGCAUACCUAUCUUGUACAUAUUAAUUGCAACCAAAAUACAGGUGCAUAUGAUAAUAAUAAUAAAAAAAAAGAAGUGCUUCUUGAUAUCAUGUAUAAAUCUAAAAUUGUUACUAUCUUUGAUACUGUACAAUAAAUUAGAAGCGAAGUCUGGAAAUGAUCAUUCUGACUUUCUAAUGAAGGUCCAUAGUUGCAUAUUUUUUGAAGAGUGUGUUUCUUCAGAAAUUGGGGAAUAGAAACCUAUCUCAUAGAUCAGAGAUAUAUUCCACAGUAAAUGUUACUCAUAGAUACUGUAUAGCUUGUUAAAAUGAUAACCAGGUUGCAGUUUAAACUUUAGUUCCCUUAUUAUGCUUUACCAUUUUUGUUAAUCUUUGUUUUGAUAUUUGUAUACAGGCUAGAGUUAUAUACAAUAUGUACCUGCUUAUAAGCCACCCUUUGUCCUUAGCCACAGGAUGCAUCAUGUGUAAUGUACAAGGGUUGGUCAUUAUUUUAUGGUUUACCUGAAGUUGUAUGAUCUUUUAUCCCAAAAUGGAUAUACCUAUUAGUGUUUGUACCCAUGAUUUGGUUAGUUUUCCACAAAGAAAAUGCAAACAGAAACAUGAAGAAAUUUUAUACAGGUUCUCAGAAUUUUUCAAGGGUAAUGGAAAGAAAAAUUGUAAACCAUCAUAGUCUAUGGAAAAUAGGAAACAAGUUAUAGUUCAGUGCUCCAUGACACUGUUGUUGACACACUUUUGGAUUCAUAUGGUUCUGAAUAAGAUAAGCAUCAGUGUUUAUUAUUCACUUAGUAUUGUUUCUGAUUAUUCUUAGAGCUUCCAAAAUAAGUGAAAGACUAAUUUAUUAUUUGGGUGACGUAGGUGAUCAUCUAGUAGCAUUUGUGGUAUAUUAAGGUCCUCACUUUAUUUCUGAUUUCUUUGACUCUAUCAGAUGACCAUUUGGCAAAAUUGAUAUAUUAUUAAAAUUGUAGAUAUUACAAUAGGUUCGUUUUUAGUUGAGUUGAACCAAGCAAUUAACAAGAUGUGAUAUAUGCUGUUUGCAUGUUAGAUCUUACUUUCUUUUGCAAAAGUAGUAUAAUAAAAAAAAAAAAUAUAGGCAUUAUAUUAGUUUAGCUUUUAGUUAGGUUAACCCAACACUGUUGGGUAUAGGAAAUCUCUGAGUGUCAUAAACUCUGGUGAUUUCUGGCAACAUCCAGACACUGGGCGUGGGUGUCCGCUACAUGUAGCGGAACUUCCUACUCCAUGUGCUCUGGUGUGUUGCCACGUGUACAGCCGUACCUUGCAGACCAAGUGGUAUGUUAUGAUGCCUGUACCUGUGACCCACUGGGAAGGGGUUAAACAAAGCAGUUAACAAUAUGUGACAUAUGCUGUUUUCAUCUUAUGUUCUUCUUCAUUGAUAUUCACUUUUUACAUAUAUUUUAUCAAUCCUUUUCCAUUUCUCUAACAAAUGGUCUUUAAAAUGUACUUACAAUGUUGCUCAAAAUAUAGGGAAUUCAUUAUGGAUAGGUACCAUAAAUGACCUGCAUACAUUUUCCCUGAGGUAUAGUGGAAUUUCCCCUUGUGAUCUAUAGGUUAGAUAAUCAGUAUAAACAAAUAUCAGCAUCAUAAAAUGAGUCUGGUAUGUAAUGAAGAAUUAAUUUGAUGAUUAUGGUGACAAGAGGGUAGAAUGGUUGGUCUUGUUGUCUGACAGUUUCAAGAGUAUCUUUCAUAAGGUAAAACUUUCAUAAUUAUUUGUUAAUGUACAUCAUCAGCUCUCAUUAAAGAAAUCCAGAUGCAUGUACAAAAUAAUCCUGAAAGGUAUGUAUUGGUGUUCAUGCUCGCAAGAUCAUAUUUCCUGAAUUAUUGCUUGAUAUAUUAUACCCUCAAAAUGUAGAGACAGUCACCUGAUGAUGUAGUUACUAAUGUCACUAGUGAAAUAAUGAUUUUAUAGGCAGUAAUGAGUAACAAUGUGAGCUGGGUUGUUAGCUUAAUAUUUACUAGCCACUGAUGAGUCGGUGUAAAAAAAUAUUUUAUAUGAUGAUGGAAACCAUAACCACUUUUGCAUAUAUAUAUAUA
Molecule: messenger RNA, 4270 nt
Organism: Penaeus chinensis
Lineage: Eukaryota; Metazoa; Arthropoda; Malacostraca; Decapoda; Penaeidae
Product: ubiquitin-conjugating enzyme E2 Z-like
Exons: 6
Coding region: 768-2144 (458 amino acids)
Biological process (GO): negative regulation of apoptotic process
Cellular component (GO): nucleus
Molecular function (GO): ubiquitin conjugating enzyme activity; cysteine-type endopeptidase inhibitor activity
Source: RefSeq, a predicted model, not a curated record